AUGCCCGCGGACCACCGCCGCAUCCGCGUGCCCGAGGAGUCGCAGCCGCAGCAGCUGUACGCGGCCGGCGAGGGCGAGGCGCCGGCCCCUCGCGACCCGGCGCGGCUGCGGCCGGUGUACGCGCGCGCCAGACUGCUGAGCCAGGCCAAGGGUUCGGCCUACUUGGAGGCAGGCGGCCCCAAGGUGCUGUGCGCCGAGUCGGGCCCGCGCCAGGCCGAGGGCGGCGAGCGCGGCGGCUGCCCGGCCAGGGCGGGCUGCGAGGCUCCCGCGGCGCUGAGCGGCCGCCUGCUCUGCGACUUCCGCCGCGCGCCCUUCUCUGACCGAGGGCGCCGAGCCCCGCCGGGCGGCGGCGAGGAGCGCGAGCUGGCGCGGGCGCCGCAGGAGUCGCUCGAGCCGGCCGUGCGCCUGGGCCGCUACCCGCGCGCGCAGCUCGAGGUGUGGGCGCUGCUGCUGGGGGACGGCGGCUCGGCGCUGGCCGCCCCGCUCACUGCCGCCGCGCUCGCCCUGGCCGCCGCGGGCGUCGAGAUGUACGACCUGGUGGUGGGCUGCGGCCUGAGCCGCGCGCCGGGGCCCGCGCCCGCCUGGCUGCUGGACCCCACGCUGCUGGAGGAGGAGCGCGCCGCCGCCGGCCUCAGCGUGGCGCUCAUGACGGUGCUCAAGCAGGUGGCCGGGCUGCUGGGCAGCGGGGAGGGCGGCCCGAACGAGAGCUGGGCGGAGGCCGUGCACCUGGGGUUCGAGGGCUGCCAGCGCCUCUACCCCGUUCUCCAGCAGUGCUUGGUGCGGGCCGCCCGCCGGAGGGGUGGCGCCGCGCCCCUCUGAGCCCGAGACCCGAGUAACGACGGACGCCGAGGACCGAGCCGCCGCUGCCGCCACAAGGACCCGCGCCGUCGGCCUGCAGACUGUGUGCGCCGAACUGCAGCUGAGACCUGGGAGCACCGGAGAGGGUCUG
Messenger RNA from Dama dama (fallow deer), 949 nucleotides. RefSeq names its product exosome complex component MTR3-like. The record is from RefSeq and is a predicted model, not a curated record. Gene Ontology annotation, cellular component: cytoplasmic exosome (RNase complex); nucleolus; nuclear exosome (RNase complex). Bases 1 to 819 code for a protein of 272 amino acids. NCBI's taxonomy places the organism in Eukaryota, Metazoa, Chordata, Mammalia, Artiodactyla, Cervidae. The transcript has a single exon. Gene Ontology annotation, biological process: U4 snRNA 3'-end processing; nuclear mRNA surveillance; poly(A)-dependent snoRNA 3'-end processing.